Molecule: messenger RNA, 624 nt
Organism: Ornithodoros turicata
Lineage: Eukaryota; Metazoa; Arthropoda; Arachnida; Ixodida; Argasidae
Exons: 4
Coding region: 185-565 (126 amino acids)
Source: RefSeq, a predicted model, not a curated record
UUCCUACAUAUGCAGGAAGCAUUUCCUGAGGCUCGAGGUCACUUUUUGGUGCAAAACAUGUUUUAGCGCCUGGCUAUAACGAGCCAAUAAAGAAAGAGUAGAGAGAGGGGGAACUGUUUCGAAAGGGUUGCAGUCGAUAGUUUUAAAAAGAGGUAACAACACUGUGCCGAAGACAGUUGCCAUCAUGAUGUCCUGCAGGGUAUGCCUCGUAUUGUUGGUGUCUGCAAUAUUGUGCAGCAUCGUGGUAGAGUCAUGUGAUGAGGUCAACCUCUGCACCGCGGAAGAAUGUAAAACUGCCCCCUUGUGUCAAACAGACGAAGAUCAUGAGCACAAAUGCGUGAAGCAUGAGGAAGGCGGGACAACUUGCUACUGCUUCCCUCACUGCGUAGAGAACAUUAAACAAUGCGAAAAGAGUACGAUAUGUGACAGUGUCCGUUGUGCGUACUACCCAUCCAAUGCCACCCAUACUUUUGUCCAUCCAACUGGAAAGUGCAACUGCUGCGGUGAACUGCUCGAUAACUGUGAGCUGCAACAGCUGAUAUCUGAGGGUUGUCAGGACUUUUAAGAACGCCGACUACUUCGCCUUCUUAUACACGAAAUAAAUACGUUUCGUAUAGAGCUUUA